GUUAACGACAAGCCUGUUGCCACUUGUUUUCAACAGCAUUGCUGCAAGCUGCGCUCAUCAACUUGCUGCUGGCCCGCGGUCAUCCAGUUGCGACAGACAGGUAGCAUCAGGUCUGUCGCGGCUUGACGUAUUCAUCAGGGCUGACGCAACUUGUCAUCAGCUUGCGGCGGCCAGGUAAAUUCCGCAACUUGCAGCAAGUCUGUGAGAUUUCUGGCCGUGUAGUGUGCUGUUCCACCAUCAGUUCUAAAUGAAACCGCCUAAAUUCUUCUUCGUCUUUUACCCAGCUCUAGUCCCAGACUGACCCGGGAUCGGCUGGUCUAAUUCUGCUCCUCCAUCUUUUUAUCCCUAUAAAUCAGUCUUUUCUUCAGUCAGUUCCUUAAAAUUUAAAAUAAUCUUUUACAUAGUCCAUCCACCCCUUCUUCUCCCGUCGUCUGUUCCCUGUAGUCUCCAGCUGCAUAACGUCUCUAAAAGCCUGUUGAUAUGAGCUCAGGUAACCGGGAAACUCACCUGAGUGAAAUACGCAUGACCUUUGUUAACGCAUAUAAUAUUCAUUUUGGUGUUCAUCUGAGAAACGAGCCAUGCAGCCCGGCUAGAUGAGAUCUCACCUUGCGCUAGGGGGAACUCAAUCAGGUGGGAUAAAAUUUUCCAAAUGAAAAUACAAACAAACAAAACAUUUAUAGACCUAAAUAGACACUAUUAAGUCGCAAUACAAGGUGCAAUUUGUUUAAUAUGUUACAUAAUGUUUACAUAAUUUCGUUCCACACCUUCUGAUCUCUUCAUUCUGUGAAAUGCGAAUCAUUAUUUUUCAUUGGAGAUAUACUUAUUAUAAAUAUAGGCUUCUACCUCUUUUCUUGCUUUUAGACCAAGGGUGCUGACAGAAAACAUAAAACAGAAUUAUCAAAACUUGAACAAUUAUCAAAAGAGGAAAUGGUAAGUUUAGGAACAAAAUUUGUGUUAUGCAUAUUAAGAUACUAAGGAUUAUAUUCUAAACACACCAUUUACACAAAACUGUGUUUACAACAACAAGCCUUGCAUAAACAUUUGUAGUUAUUUAAUUACUCAAUUCCCAGGCCCACGCUGCACUGAUAUAUGAACAUCCCGCCAACAAUUGUUUUUCAUUAAUCCGGUUUAUGUAGGACAUUUCUGUAUUCAAUCUGUAUCAAUACUAAGCAAUUAAUAGAGUCAGCAAUAACUGAUUGAUCAUAGGAUUUUUGCACACCAUGUACACAAACUCUACUGUAGGUAAUCAGUGGUUGUCGAAACGGUAAAUUUUACUGAUUACCACCUGAUAAGGAGAACCCUGCCGAAGACAAUGUACAUGUGCGCGCGGAUGAGGAAAAACUCAAUUUUACUGCUUUUGACGUAACCAGCUAAAGGAACAGCUGACUUUAGGUGCUUCUUCACAGCAGUCUGGUUUGUGCUGAAUUUCCCUGCCACAUCCACCGAAUGCGCUAAACACCUACGGAAGGCAUUGUUCAGGCUCUGGUUUCGAUAUGUCGUGGCGUGCGGGUUGAAGACCUCAACAUCAAAGAAUGCCUUUUCACAUCUGCCAUGCAGAAACCUCUUGCUGUAACCGACGGCAUUGUUUGUGAAAUUUCGCCAGAUAAUGGUGCAAGGGCUGGUUUCGUUGAAAUAUAAGCAACUUCAUCAAUGACAGCUGCUAUAAUACAUCUCAAACCUCGUGGUGUAACUGGUAGAUACUGUAAACUUGAAACAGGAUCGGUACAUGUAUGUUCAACUAAAAUAAUUUACCACAGGCACAGUAUGUCGGUAACCGUUUCAACUGCCGACGAUACUGGAGACAGAUUGCAUCGAAAAACUCCCGCUUGUUGAAGACAUACCAUUCUUUACUGAGAGGCAAAGCUGUCUACCUGAUUGACGAACCCUUUAGAUGUGCGAUAUUGUUUGCACGAAGCUGUUCAUGUCAUUCUUGAUCUUAAAACCUCAAGUUGACUGUUUUGCUCGAUUCUCGCUCAUUUGUAAGACGUUGGCGUGCUUGGGCUGUCUCCAUAUGCUCAUCAAAUUCUCCGCUAUUCUGGUGAAUAAUCGUCUCAGUAAGAUCCUGACACACUAGUUUUUGAAUUUCCUUUCUCAGGCGCGCAAAUAUCGGUAAAAAUGUGAAUGCCAAGAUCUCCUAAGUGUGCGGGGUAGUACGAGUAGCUCACAAUCGUCAAGGGAUGGAUAGAGAAUUUUUUUACAUUUCAACUCAGAGUUCGCUUUAGUUUAGGGUUAAUGUUAGGCCCAUAUGAUUGUGGUUAGAGUAAGGUUUAGAGGAUUGCUACAAGUGCAUGGUUGCUGACCCUUGGCAGGAAGGAACUGGGUAUCGAUGAUUUCGUCGAUUGGUUGUAGCUCGUGUUGAAUACCAGGAAUUGUACGAAUACGUAAAACGGUGUCGGAAACCGGCCACUGUAUAGGCUGCUUGAGGUUCGUACUUAGCUACCUGUAUAUCGCUCAGUACACGGAGUGGACCAUACCAUUUAUCCACAAAACUCAAAAGAAUGAACAUACUCCUCUUACCAUGGUCAGAACCGAUGUAACCAGCGAGAUACUUGCGCCAGUCAGAGGAUAUUUGCACAUCGUCUUUGCAGAGAAGGUUUCUAUGGCUACUUCGAGAAGGCGGUUAACUAUCAGCCAAGCCCAAGACUUGUCAGUUAUUCAAACACAAAAUUUGUUAUUAAAUAACUGGAAGAGUUUAUCAAUUAGAAUCGGAAUUUUGCCUUUUUAUUACUCUAAUUUUUAGGCAAUCGUUUCUUGUUUUGAGUAAUUAGGAUCCAGAAUGGCGCGGGAGUUAGAAAUUUAUUGCAAUACACUGCUUUUAAGGCCCAUUUCCACUCAGGAAAGUUUUCCGCAGAAAGAAAAUUUUGUAAAAUGUGAUUGGCCGACACAAAUUUUCCGUUGGUAGAAGAAUUUGAAGUUGAAAUUUUUCAACUUUUAACAAUGACAUUUUCGGAAAACUUUCUGUCCGUGGAAAUUUUUUUUUUGAGUGGAAAUGGGCCUUUAAAAUUUGUGACUUUGUUUCAGGGACAAUAUCAACCUCCCUCUGAAGUGACAAUUCUUACAGAGGUAAGUUGAAAACAGUGUAACGAUUAUAUUUAAACUGUGAACUUACUCUGAAUUCUCGAGCAAAUACGUACUUCUUGGACUAUUUUUGGCAGGGUUUCGGGGUGUUCCUACUCAAUGCCGUAGACCUCCAGCAAAACAUGUUUCGUGAGUGUAUACACUGUAGGAUAGGGUGUAGUCCGGGCAGGAUUCCUUUCAGAUAUUUCUGGGUUGUUUAUUUGUUUAUCUUUUUUUUUUGGGCGGGGGGAGGUCCGCCCUGUUAGGAUUCCUGGAUGUUUCGGGUGGGUUCCGGGUUUUACAAAGUACAAAUACCCCAUUUUUUCAAGCAAUCGUGGUGAUGUCUUAUAUUUUCGAAAUUUUCUUUAAUUUUGAAAUAUUUUUCCAGAAUCUUGUGGAAUGUUCGGAAGAAAGCUUUUGGUCAUCCCCAACGUAAGUACAACUAGUAUUACAUGUAUGUGUAAUACAUGAAAUUAAUAUAAUAGUAAUCAACAUAAUACAUCAUAAAUCAUAAUACAUCAAUAUGAUUACAUCUGGAAACUAAACAAGGUUCAUACCGGAUAGCAAUACAAGAUUUAAAUUGUUCUCGUCACGUAGUUGACCAGUGUUUCUACUGUUGAGAAAACAAGAGAGUUGUGAAUGUUUUGAGAAGCAAUAUGAUGAGAAUCCAAAUUGCCUCCCCCCAAUAUUUAAUAGAUUUUGCGAAGUGUCCGCCAUGCAAUGAUACUAGUCUCGUUAUCUUUAUUAAUCUUACUAUCCAUGGAUUCAAAUCCUGUCAUUUUUUGUUUAGGAGUUCAUAUUCGAAUUCUCUCAACUCAUCUAUUCAAUCUCCACAAAGCUAUUAUUCUCCCGUUUCAUCCACGCCAUUAACGCUAUCUGUGCCGGAGGUACUGUAAAUAAUUUCUUUGCCUUAAUUAAAGGCCUACGUUGUCGUAAGUGAUUUGUGUGCUUGAUUUACACAGUACAACUUAAAUACACCCUUUCGAUAAUUACGUCACAACUACACUGUCUUCAACUUAGGUCCACCUUAUAUGAUGGAAAGGAUUUCAAGUUUUUUUCUCAUGGGCUAUGCACAGAGAAGCAGAACAUCCUUCUUCAACACAUGCAUGAAAAAAAUUCUUUAUUUUGACCAAUAAAUGUGGAAAUAAGCUUUAACACGAAAACGAGGCUCCAGGUCAUGACCACAUUUAUUGAUCAAAAUGAGGUACUGUAAAUAAUUUCUUUUCAUGCAUGUGCUGAAGAAGGAUGUUCUGCUUCUCUGUGCAUAGCCCAUGAGAAAAAAACUUGAAAUCCUUUCCAUUUAAGAUGGUCCUAAGUUGAAAACAGUGUAUUGGUGACGUAAUUAUCGAAAGGGUGUAUUGUAAGCAAGAAAUGUGUAGUGUAAAUCGACCUUAAUUAAAGGCCCGCGUUGAAACGUAUCCAACACUGUAGGCCGAAUAUGAUGCAACGGUGUUGUAAGUAUAGAAUAGACAAUGAUCAUGUAUGUUCAGUGUGGUAUAGACUCCCGAGUAUUGGUUACACACGCAAAAAUCUCACAUCUUGCAGCAAGUCUGUUAACAAGCCAUCAACAAGUUGUGUUCGCACUGCUUGUCCCAAGUUGUCAAUGCUUCUUUGCUGCAAGCUUGUUACAAAUUGUUAACGGCUUGUUCCGAACUUGUUCCGACAACUAGGAACAAGCAGUGCGAACACAACUUGUCAACAGCUUAUGAACAGAUGCAACACUUGUAAAGAUUAAACACUUCUAAAGAAAUUUUACGAUAACCUAAUUUCAGCGGUAAUUUUCAUACGCCAGUGUUACAAUAUCGGUAUACCUGGAUAGGGAUUUUUUCAAGCAUUCUUAAAAUUGCCUGUUUAUUAGUGCAAGCGACAUUAAGCUUUAGUAUUUAUAAAUCAAGUCUUCGUUUUAUUAAUUGCGAACUCCAUAUUUGUAGUUUUAUAGCUUUACAACGUGGUUGGUUAGCGUUAUCCGUAUGUACAAUCGGCUCCUGGUCUAACAAAGGACUGUAGGGAGAGGGCUAAAACCUUAAAUUGACCCGUGUACAUUGUAUAAUCCAGUUGUAACAAAGUUUAAAAACGGUGAUUGUCUGCAGGGUAUAAAUAAGUACUCAUCAAGUACUGUAUUAGGACUAAGCUCAGUGGUUCUUUGUAUAGAGAAUUACCAAAGACUCUACAGUAGACGAAACGAGAGCAUGGCUGGCAGAUAAUCGAUUCCACGCCAUUUUACCACAGUUAAAUAACUAUACAGGUUUGUUAUUCCAUUUUUUAGAACUAUAUAUAUACACAUGCACCCAUGAGUUAUUUGCUUUGUUAAUGAUACUAAACUUGUGUUUGUAUAUUCAUAGUUAUAUUCUAUUUUAAUAUGUUCCUUUCUUAUUAGGCGCUGAUGUUCUACGAUUAAGUAAAAAAGAUAAGAUAUUAAUUGCUGGGAAUGCAGAAGGCAUUCGAUUACAUAAUUUAAUUCAAACGAGGUAAUGUUUGCAUUAAGGUUUCGUUUUUAGCAAGCAUGUUUGCAACAUUCACAUGAAGACAAUCUACCUAAUUUGUUCAUUUUAAAACAUCAUGAUGGUUUUCGACAACUUUUGUCUUUUUAAAAUAUGAAUAUGACAGGGUUCGUACAACCAAAACCUUGAAAAGUCCUUGAUAUGAAAUACAGCAUCUCAGUCGUAGUGUAAUUCUGUGUUUCUAGGGCAGCCAAACCAGUUUUAACGAUGUACGUAUGCGUGGAGUCAAUGCAUGACUCAUCAACAAUGAAAGAAUAUCAAGCCGUUUAUUUAGAAACUUUGACUUUAAAAGCUCUCAAAGAAAAACUAGCUCAAAAAUGUAAUCUACAGAGUAAUCAAAUAUCUGCAGUUUUCAGGUGAGAUUGAAUAUACUUUUUUGUUUGAGGGGAAUUUUGCCCCGGGGCCCGGGAGCUAGCUCAAAAGGGCCGCCAAAGCUACGAAGACCCUUGAUGCAAGAUUUUUUAACCGAGAAUAUAAAUCCUCAGUGCUGGAUAUGCAAUAAAGCACAAUAUAUUGUAAGACACCAUUUCUCGGCAAUCUCUCGG
Molecule: messenger RNA, 6103 nt
Organism: Paramuricea clavata
Lineage: Eukaryota; Metazoa; Cnidaria; Anthozoa; Malacalcyonacea; Plexauridae
Source: the annotation of a GenBank genome assembly